Caenorhabditis elegans is the source of this 947-nucleotide messenger RNA. It is a transcript of the gene fbxa-19, whose product is annotated as F-box domain-containing protein. The record is from RefSeq and is marked reviewed. The transcript is spliced from 3 exons. The coding region runs from base 1 to 921 and encodes 306 amino acids. NCBI's taxonomy places the organism in Eukaryota, Metazoa, Nematoda, Chromadorea, Rhabditida, Rhabditidae.
AUGAUUUUCAGAAAAUCGAAAAAAAUGUCAGGUUCCCCAACUUUGCUAGAAUUGCCUAUAACAAUCGCUAACCAAAUUUUGGAAAAACUGGAGCCCAUGGCUAUGCUAACCUGCCGAAAAGUAUGCCGAACCUUACGAUCUACCAUUGACAGACUUGGAAUUCUAUACGGUGACAUCAGAUUCGGCAUUUGGGAAAAUAGCGUGACUAUGAAUUCGGACGGGGUUGACUUGGAAUUUACUGAUGCGAAUAGUGUGACUCACGACAUACUAAACAGGAGAAUCUUAGGAGACAACUAUUUGGGAAGUGCAUUCAAGGAUUUGAAGGUGCUCUUGGAGCACGCAAAAGGCUUGGCUAUUUGUAACUACUCGGAAGAUGAUAUAUAUGCAACCGUUUUAAUAGACGUCUUGAAAGAAAAAGAAUGCAUCCACAUCAAGAAAGUUGUAUUUGAAUAUUUUUCAUUUAAUGAUAUUGUAUCACUCCUGCCUUACUUCAAUGCUCAAGUGCUCCAGGAGAUUCGAACUGAAGAUAGUGGCCUUAUAGAACAAUUUGAACGAAUAAUUGCGCUGGAUCAAUGGAAAAAUGCAAAAAAGUUUGUGAUUUUGGAUUCAGUAAUUGAUAGUAACCAUAUGGAACAACUAUUUCAUUUUGAAGAGUUUCUCGUUAAUCUGGAUGAUUUUUCUGUAGAGCAUGCAGUUCAAAUAAGAGAUAAUCUCCUGAGAAAAAGCACUUUCAAGAAGUGUACUGUAAGGUUCCAUAGCACAAAUCCAACGAGGGUGGCAAAAAUAUUUCAACCGGACUAUACCGAUGACGAGGAGUUCAAAUUCGAAUAUUCAAACGACGAGAAUACAUUUUUGAUUCAUUUUAGAGAACUGUCUCUCAAUCAUUAUGAGCUUUUUAUUGAAAAGUGUUUAUUAAAAUAAUUGGCAAAAUAAAAUCUUUUUUUUUU